AUGCUAGGUUGUUUGCGAGGCUUCGCGAGCAAGCAUGCUACACGUUCAGGGCGAGUACUUCGCCUCGACACACUGGGAAACGCGGGAGCUCGGCACACAGGAGGCGCCUCGGCGCUCGAAGAACGGACCUCGGCAUCCUGUGCUCCAUCGCGCGGGCUCUACACCGCCUGCUUUCCAGGAGCUGUGGCGAUGACGACGGCAACUUGUGUUCGUUGGGCUAAUGAUCACAGGCGACUGAUACAUAGCAAGCGCUGGCCAAGAAAUCCCGUGCGACGAUCCGUCUCGAACCGUUUCGAUCGCGCUGCGGCAGCGCUCGACUUGCUACCUGCGGCAGAAGUAGGUUCCGCUGCUGAAAAGCUUUUAGAGCGCGUGCUGUCGGAAGUGCCUACCGCUGUUGCUGCAACGCAAGUGGCGGUAGCGGCCCAGUCGACACCACAAGUCGCCGUGGAGGUACCGGCCGCGCAGCGCAAGCCGACACCCGUGGCAACAGGCACGCGAAACGACCCGGCGACAGCGUUACUGUCGAGUGCCCUGACACCGGGACCCCCGAAAGGCUACGUCUAUCGCACGCGUCCAGUACCGGUUCCGUUUUCAGAGCGAAGGCGCUCGGAGACGCUGGCUCGUUUGCCGACAACGCUCGAGGCGGCAGAGCGACAGGCGGCGCGGGAGUUGGAACGGUUGUGGCGCAACGCUCCCCCCGAGCUGAUCGCCUCCGACAGGCAGUGGAAGCUGCUACUGCCUCCGCACAACAGCUUUGCCCUCACGCCAGCGUCGAAUGCACGUUUGCCGAAUGUGAGUGUGCCGACCCUCGCGCACGACCUCUCCCGAGUGGUCGAAGACGGGGGCGUUCAUCCGCUGCUGUGCCCAGAGACCCAGCGCUACAACUUUGAUCCCUACCUGCGACUUAUUCGACAGCCGGCGGAAAUCGCCUGGGAGAACAUCCCACCCUAUGUACCUGCUUCGCGUGAUGAUGCACUUCGCGAGGUGGCGCGCCUCGAAGGUGCCUCGUACCUCGCCUCAACGUCCUCGAUCACGGGCGUGCUGACGGCGCUCUAUCACUUGGUGAGCAGCUUUCGGGGGACCACUUUAGAGGGUCUCAGCGAAUUCUUCCAGCGGCAGCCUCGACAUUUUACCAGGCAUGCCCACAAACCGGUGAGCGUUCUUCUCCAACCGCUCGACGGUAUGAUCGCGAUUGACGCAUGCAAAGGCAUCGUGAACCGCGAAAGCAUCCUCAUGGAUCUGGGACAUUCGAUGGAGCGCAUGCUGACCAUGGAACCCGGUGCAUUCUGUCGCAAGUUUCUGCGUCCCCAGGCCCAGCUUUUGACGGACGAAGCGAUCUCGCCGAUGCCGGACCAGGCUUUCAACUACAGCCGCUGCGGGGACUUUGUCCUGCGAGCGCAGAUUGAUUGCCGACACCCGCGCACCGAUGAGCCGUUUGACUUGAAAACGCGAGCCGCUGCACCGAUUCGCUGGGAUCUCGACAACUACCGGGACUACUUGGAGUACCGUAUCACGCACUUGCGUGGACCGAUGUACUCUUAUGAGCGAGAAUUUUACGAUAUGAUUCGCUCGGUAUUCAUCAAGUACUGUUUCCAGCUUCGCGUAGGCCGCAUGGUUGGUGCGUUUGUGACCUACCACAACACGCGGGAAUGUUUCGGGUUUGAGUUCGUACCGCUUUCCGAAAUGGAACAGUAUGUGUUUGGGAACACGCACUGGGCACGAGAAGCAUUCAGCGCUGUCAUGGGGCUCUUUCAGCAGAUUUUGGCGCACACAGCUGCCCACUGGCACGAUGCUCUACAGCGUGAUCACGACUCCCUGAAACUGACCAUUGAUCCGGGACGCCAACGCGGGCGCGCUCGUGUCUACGUCCAGCGGCUGCGGUGUCAUGACGGAGGCACACCAGAUCCCCUGGAUGCGAUGUCGCUCGUUCAGAGUGGUCUAUCCGCAACCGACAUGGGCGCAGUGGAGCUCGCAGAGCGGCUCUUUGGUAGCGGCGCUUCGACAACUGAGGCCUCCUCACCGACGAAAGGGCUACUCGUCGAGGAGGACCUUGCCUGCUUUGAUAUGUUUCUGCUUCCGUUCGUGAAUGAACAGAGCGUUACAGGUGAAGCUGUGCAGGUGGAUCAGGGGGACAAAUACCAGGCGCUGUUCGCGUUCACUCCUUUCCAAAGACCACCGUGUUUGGCAAGUUACCUCACAUCGCUGCGUCGAAGCUACGGAAUUGAUGAGAUGCCUCGGUUUCGUGUCUGUGACUAG
This is a messenger RNA of Cyanidioschyzon merolae strain 10D, 2256 nucleotides long. RefSeq names its product probable mitochondrial mRNA processing protein PET127. Lineage: Eukaryota; Rhodophyta; Bangiophyceae; Cyanidiales; Cyanidiaceae. The record is from RefSeq and is a predicted model, not a curated record. Bases 1 to 2256 code for a protein of 751 amino acids. The transcript has a single exon. Gene Ontology annotation, biological process: mitochondrial RNA 5'-end processing. Gene Ontology annotation, cellular component: mitochondrion; mitochondrial envelope.